Messenger RNA from Emiliania huxleyi CCMP1516, 2433 nucleotides. RefSeq lists its product as hypothetical. The transcript is spliced from 5 exons. NCBI's taxonomy places the organism in Eukaryota, Haptophyta, Isochrysidales, Noelaerhabdaceae. Bases 1 to 2433 code for a protein of 810 amino acids. Gene Ontology annotation, molecular function: protein binding. The record is from RefSeq and is a predicted model, not a curated record.
AUGGAGCUGCUUCGCACGCGGGACGAGGCCGAGCAGCGCGAGGCCAGUCGGCCCGACGACGCGCCGAUGCUGACGCCACACAGCGCCACGCUGUCGCGUCAUCUCGUGUGGGUGCGUCGCCUGCUGAGGGAGUACCUCGCAGAGCUGGCGGAGGACGGCCUGUCGGUGCCGAUGCAGCGCACUUCCCGCGGCCUUCACCCGACCAUGCGGUGGACGGUCGAGUUCGGCAAGUGGCUGGCCACGACGCGGAUCGUCGAGUCGAGGGCGUCUAGCUGGCACCUGGCCGAGGAGCAGUCGGCGGGACAGGCGGAGGCGACGGCGCGCAGCGGCCGGGGCUCGAACACGGUGUACGUCGCACUGCAGCACAUGAAGAACCACGUCUGGCGCGAGCUGUGGCCCGCGAUGCCGGCCGAUGCGAGGCAGUACUGGCACUGGGUGACGCGGCGCGUGAUGGGGAUCUUCGACGGCGGCGGCGGCGGGUUGCGACAGGCGAGCGUCGCGCGAGGCGAGGGCGUGGAGCAGCAGCAGGCGGCGAGCGCGAAGGCGAGCGCGGACGCGACCCGGCAGGUGGAAGCGGAGCUGCGCGCGGGGACGACCCGCCCGUGCACGAAGCAGCACCUGUUCCAGGCGGGGGAGUACCUGCUGCAGGACGCGCACCUCUCCGAGCCAUUCGAGGUGAACGUGGCCUUCAUCAUGAGCGCGUACCGGCGAUUCAUGUUCUGCACCUUCGCGAGCAUCCUCGCCGCGGCGACCGCGCGCCAGAGCGUCUCAAGCCCAACAGUCCGCGUCGGCGGCCCUCCUCCUCCUCCUUGCAUGCAAGUCGGCGGCGGGUGGCGAGCGAACGCCGGAGUCGCGGACACUUCUCGAGUCCCAACCAAGGAUUCUGUCAAGACCGAGGCGCCGCCGGAUGCGGCGUCCGCCCCUCUCACGAUUCUUGAGGCGUCCAUCGGCCUCCGCGCCCCGAUCGGCCCGCCAACGACCAAGCCGGCGGACGGCGAGCGAGCGGCUGCGCCCCAGCACCUCCUCUUCCUCCAGAGCGACCGGGCCGUCGAUGCACGCCUGACGGCCGCGCUGGGGCAAUUUGCGUGUCCCGCAGAGCUCCGCUCGACCCGGAUCUCCGACUCGAACGCGGUCGAGUCCGAUCUCUUCUCCGUCUCAAGCGGGUGCGCCGACUGGCAGCGCGCCUGCGCCUCCUUUGCCCGCGCGAACUCCUCGCUGCUCGAGGUGCGCACCCGCCACCCCGCCACGGCGGAACGGCGAUUUUCGCUCGAGUCCGAGGAGCCACCAGGCUGCUGGGCCGCCUCUGGCAAGGCCCAGGCGUCGCUGCCCAUCCCGGCCCGGUUGUCCGAGACUGAGGCGGUGCCCAUGCCUCUGCCGGUUCCGCCAAAGACCGAGGUGGCGGAGGAUCAGCGCAGCGAGGCGUCGCUGGAGGAGCUGGCGCGGCCCGCGGAGGUCUGCGCCACUCAGAUCGCCGACUCGAAGACGGUUGAGUCGACCGAUCUCUUCUCCAUUUCAAGUGACCUCGCCGGCUCGCGGCCACGCUGCGCCUCCUGCAUCUGUGCCGACUCCUUCACGCUCGAGGUCGAGCAGGGCGAGGAGGAGGGGGCGGACCAGGCGAUCCGAGCACCGCAUCGCCAGCCCGCCGAAAUCUUCACCGCCGAGGCGGACACGGCUUGCAGCUCUCUUUGGCCCCUCCUCAUGGGUGCCCUCGUGGGGUGCUUGGGCGUCUCUGUCGUGGCGCUGAAGUGGAGAGGCUCCUCGGCCAGCAAGACUGGCCCUAGUAAGCCGCUGGCCCUCAAGACGUCUCGGCCCUCAAGACAUUUGGUGCUCACGUUCGCGUGGUUCUUGCUUCUGCUCGCCUCCUCUGCCGUUUGCGCCACCCCACUGCACGAGGCGGCUCAGCGAGACGACGCCGCCGCCUUGAAGAGGCUUCUCGCGGAAAGCGAAGACGUGGACGUGCUCGACGCACGAGGCUUGACUCCGCUGCACGUCGCCGCCGUGCGAGGGCGCGCAGCAGCUGCGCGACUGCUCUGGAACCACGUUGUUCCUGGGUCAUCCCCGGGUCACGGUAUGUUCUGCACGGGAGAUGGCGAAGACUAUUGCACGCCUGAUCAUUACGGUGUGCAGCAUUGUGAGGCCCUGGCUGAAUGGCUCUACGAAGAGCCUCCACGUCGCGGGGACCGUAAAGAGUGCUGUUCGUUCCUAACUCCGAAAAAGGCCAAAGGGGAGCGGAGAUGGAUAUGCGAAGCAGAUCACAUCACCAGUUCGAAGAUCAUCGCAGGCCAGAAGGCGCGCGGCACACCAGCAGUCCCGGCCGUUUUCGGCAUCGCUACGGUUAUGGGCGUAGCAGCAGCUGCAGUUGGAUUUCUCCACAAAUAUCUUCCCGGUAAGGAGACCCUCGUCAAGAGUCGCAGCGGCGAAAUGCUAGUGUAG